GGCCGUCGAGGCGCAAGAGAGCUCCUAGCUCCUCCGCUCUUUUCCACUUGUGCCAAAGCGCGAGGCAGAGCACGUUGCGCUGGGCCAAGAGGCGCUCGGGCAAGCUGAUGCUGCGGCUCACGAGCACAGGCAAGUGCCCAGUCUGUAUUGUCGCUUUUUGCGGCUAGCUUCUAGCUCUAGCAGUAGCGCGUUAUUGGAGGUCGCGGGCCUGCACUUGGGGCAGCGCCGGGCCUUGGCUAGGCUGGUAGCUCGCCGCCUGUCGAAGCUCGAGCCGUGCUUUCCCUGGAUCCCGUCUCACGGACGGGACGCCGGUGUGCCGCUCCGCCUCCCAGGCAGCCCUGUCUCUCCAUCACCGCGGCCACGGAGCCACGCGGGCUGCAGAUCGACGCGAUGACGGCGCUAAGUUAGAUCUCCUCACCUCCCUCUGCCAGCCUCGCUGCCAAAUUGUCAAAUUUCCUGUAGUGCAGCUGCAGCCUGCAGCGACGGAAGGUUACCUCACGAGCAGCUCGCACCGCUGCAUGUCGACGUGACGGUGGUAUCAGCAGCAGCUCCAGCCACGGCUCCUGUGCCUGCUCCAUCCCUCCAAGGCUGCAGUGGCCGUAGCUGACGGUGCCUCCACUGCCUGCAACGUGCUCGACAAAAUGUCCAACCUAUUCUAGCGUUUUUUACAAUGCCAUCUGAUAAUCACAAAAAUGCUGGCACUACACUUCAUAAAUUACAAGCUCCCAUACGUAUAGCAACUCUAAUUUAAGCGUAGCGUUCACCACCAUUGGUACUACUAGAUGAGAUUCUGGUCCUUCAUGAAGAUACCUGUCUUCUAUUCCUGUUCUGCAAAUGACGUAAAUAAAAGUUUAUUUUUGCAAGCUUGGUGUAAGAGACGGAAUUCUCUAUGCUAGCUCGUUGAUGGUUAUAUAUUAAAAGAAACAACAAUUAAUUUGGGAUUUCUUGGGUAACCACCGGACAAGUUAUGAGCGUGACAUGCUUCAUGUCUAUGGCCAUUCAUGUUAUGGUAGCAUAUUUCCUCUAAUCACACUAGCCACUCAUUUGUUCCAAUGCAUAAGCAGUGUGACCAGUCAUGCUGAUAACUUUUCCGUGCUUCUGUCCUAGAGGUAAUAAUGUUCCUAUUAAUUGUAUAGCUCAGUUUUUUCCUGUGUAAUCAUGUUGCAAUGAAGCUUUGUUCAUCUUGACAUAACAUUGACUUGAAAUCAUGUUUGAUUUUACUUUUCACUAUAGAAGGUCAGAGAGUAGAGUCUAUACAAUUGAAAUGUGCUUCUUGGAAUGAACCAAGAGAAAUUAUUGCUGAUCAUAUUGCAAUGAAGCUUUGUUCAUCUUGACAAAACAUUGAAUUGAAAUCAUGCGUUGUUUUACUUUUCACUAUAGAAGGACUGAUACUAGAGCCUAUAUAAUAAAGAGAAAUUAUUGCUAUAUGUAAUCACUUCUUUUCUACCAUGUUAUUACCUUGAUCAAUUUGCUAAGCAUGAGUUGAGAAGAUGCAUAACUAAACCCAUUCAUCAUAUGGAUAUAUUUGCAAUGAGAAUUUCUUAAUGAUAGUUUGUGCCAUUGCUGUUUAGUUACAAAUCAAAGAAGCUCUAUCUGAAAUAAUUAUUAAUAAGACAUAUAGCUAUAAGAUAGUUCUGGAUUUAAAUUAACAUCUAUGCAUUUGCAUAUCACAUUAACACAUUGUCAUCGUACCCAACCAUCAUCACAGGUAAAAUAGCUAAGAAUAAUCAAACCAAUGUUAUUUGCCCUCAAAUUAACAAUACAUUAAGUAUUAGAUUAACUUGCUAAUAGCUCAUAACUUCAGAUUUGUAUUGUUAAAAAAUGCAUUAUCAAUAUAUCAUUACCUAAUGUGAUUGAUAUUUUGGCUUUAAAUCAAUCUUCAGCUUUAUCAUCAAGUACCCGUACAUCUUUGCUUACCGGAUCUAUUUUUUGUCUGGUGCGGUAAUAUUUAAUAAGAGCGUAUGCAAGAUAACAUUUAUCAAUGAUUUAUGUGGCUCUUUGAUAAUUUAUACAGUAUCUUUAUUAUUUUUUAAAGUAAGCAAUGAUUACUUGAUCUGUCAAUCGGAAUCCUAAUCAAAAUCCGUCGUAAUCCUAAUCAGAAUACGGACAAAUUAAUUGGAAUCCCAAUCGGAAACUGGAUCGGAACCGAACGAUCAAUGCCUCACGUGGUCACGGUACAGCACGGUACAGCAUGUACACUGAGUGAAAGAGUAUAAAAUUGGUAAUCUUAUGUAGGUCCAGGUAAAAUUUCUAUUACCCGUAGCAACGCACGGGCAUCUUCAAUUGUGCAAUUUUAUUUAUGUGAGCAGGGAUUGUAUAUAUGAAAAAGUAAUUUGUUAAGUUAUAUAUCUUUAACUCAAACUCUUAUAUCCUCCUACAAUUACAUUAGCUACUCUCAAAUGCAUUGGCAACUCCAUACCCUCUAGAAGAUUGGAACUAAGUAACCACAGUACACAGAAGGUAGCCAUUACACUGCCCAACUCAGGUAGGGCGCGGCGCGGCAAAGCGCGCCAGAGUUUCUAGUAGCAACCGAGAGCAAAGCGGCUUAGGCCUAAAAGCGGCGAAGACAAGCUCACGCGCCGCCGGCGAUGUACGGCGCUUCCGACCCUGCCGCUGCGGAGCGCACGGCGUUCCGGCGGGCGGAGAAGCAGUACAAGCUCUACAAGCCGCCCAACCUCAAGGGAGCAAGCCGGCCGGCGUCGAUGGAGACGGCGGCGACCUGUCGGCUGUGGUGGACUUCCACGCGCUGCUUGCCGCCGACGGGGAGCUGCCCGCCGGGAUCGGUCGGCGUGACUGCGCCGGGUUCGACCGCCCCGUGUUCUGCUUCUUGGACCGGAUUCUAUUUCAUUCCUGGCGCUCUAUCAACUGAGGAACAAUGCUAUUGGAUUAGGGAAAGCUUGAAAACAUUUCCGCAGCCACCUAAUAGGACUAAUUUGACUGCUAUAUAUGGUUCAAUUUCUGACUUGUUCACUGCUGCUAAAAAUCAAAAGAUCUUGGUUGAAGUGGAAAAUUCUGAUGUAGAAGAAAAAGAACAGAACAAAGGUGACAGGAAAACGGAAUCCAAAAACUUCAAAUUUGUGGAGGACUCAGAGAUCCAGAAGGGUGAAGAGUGUAGGACAACCAGAGCAAUUACUCUCAUGCGGAAGCUCCGGUGGAGCACCCUUGGCCUGCAAUUUGAUUGGUCAAAACGUAACUACGAUGUAUCACUUCCACACAAGAAGAUUCCAGAUGCUCUAGCUAGUCUUGCAAAAAAUAUGGCUAUUCCAGCUAUGCCUUUUGGAGAAGAAUUCAAGCCAGAAGCUGCUAUAGUGAACUAUUAUGGUCCAAGCGAUAUGCUCGGUGGCCAUGUUGAUGACAUGGAAGCAGAUUGGACAAAACCUAUUGUAAGCAUAAGUUUGGGUUGCAAGUGCAUCUUUCUUCUUGGAGGAAAGACAAGAGAUGAAGUUCCAACAGCAAUGUUCCUGCGAAGUGGUGAUAUAGUAUUGAUGGCUGGGGAAGCACGAGAAUGCUUCCAUGGUGUACCACGGAUCUUCACAGAAAGCAACCAACAAGAAAUCUCUGCACUGGUUUCACAACUUUCUGGUGAAGAUGACUGCUUUAUCUUGCACUAUGUCAAGAAUUCCAGGAUAAAUAUCAACAUCAGACAGGUCUACUGAAGACCAGAUUGGUUGUGGACUUGCACAUAUUUGUAAUGAAUGCUGCUUUUUCACUGGAGUCAGGUGCAUUUGCAGAGUACAACAGUUCGAUAAGUGGCACGGAAUAGGAAUGAAGGAUCAGAACGGUUCGAAUAUAUGCAUCAAACUAACCACAAUCGUAGCCCCCAUUGGCAAGAUUCUUUUGUUCAGUUUGGCAAUCCGGGAAGAUAAAAAGCUAAUUUUUCAGAAAUUUCAGACCAAGCAGAUCUUGAGCAGGAUUGCUGAUCAAAAGGAUAACAGUCGGUAGCUGAUUUCAUGUUGUUCCAGUUUUCUGAUGUUUCAGUCCUCCACAAUUUUGCUGCUACUGAAAGAUGUUUGCAAAUCUAUUUGGACUUAUGCUUGAUGUCUCUCACCUUGAGGAAUCUAAGGCAUUCUGAGAAUCCAUAUGCCAAUAAUAUAUGUAUCUUCUGUGCAUAUGUAAGUUAUCAUUUGUAUCAACGGAUGGAUUGAUGUUUUGCUUGGUAUUGUUGUGGUUUUCCA
Messenger RNA from Panicum hallii, 4175 nucleotides. Its product is annotated as alpha-ketoglutarate-dependent dioxygenase alkB. Bases 2589 to 3656 code for a protein of 355 amino acids. The transcript has 7 exons. The record is from RefSeq and is a predicted model, not a curated record. Gene Ontology annotation, cellular component: cytoplasm; nucleus. Gene Ontology annotation, biological process: oxidative RNA demethylation. NCBI's taxonomy places the organism in Eukaryota, Viridiplantae, Streptophyta, Magnoliopsida, Poales, Poaceae. Gene Ontology annotation, molecular function: broad specificity oxidative DNA demethylase activity; oxidative RNA demethylase activity; ferrous iron binding.